Carassius carassius (crucian carp) is the source of this 950-nucleotide messenger RNA. RefSeq names its product signal peptidase complex subunit 2-like. Bases 101 to 706 code for a protein of 201 amino acids. Gene Ontology annotation, cellular component: membrane; signal peptidase complex. The record is from RefSeq and is a predicted model, not a curated record. Lineage: Eukaryota; Metazoa; Chordata; Actinopteri; Cypriniformes; Cyprinidae. Gene Ontology annotation, biological process: protein targeting to ER. The transcript has 5 exons.
UUAAAUCGCUCUGUUUCAACCCGAUUACGAUUGGUCGGUUUUUGUGUGAUUUUAGCCAAUCACAGUCACCCAGGUCACAGCAAACCAACAGGAAGAAAAGAUGGCGGUGAGGAACGGAAAGAAUGGUCUGCUGGAAAAAUGGAGGAUUGACGAAAAGCCUGUGAAGAUCGACAAAUGGGACGGUGCAGCGGUGAAGAACUCUCUAGAUGAUGCAGCUAAAAAUGUUCUGAUCGAAAAAUAUGGCUACAUUGAGAACUUCAACUUAGUCGAUGGACGUCUGGUCAUUUGCACGGUCUCCUGCCUUUUCGCCAUCAUAGCUUUAAUUUGGGACUACCUGCACCCGUUCCCAGAGUCCAAGCCUGUACUGGCCUGCUGCAUCCACACAUACUUCAUCAUGAUGGGGAUUUUGACCCUCUACACCUCUUACAAAGAGAAGAACAUCUUCCUCGUGGCCAUGCAGAAGGACCCAGCUGGCAUGGACCCGCAUCACAUCUGGCAGCUGUCCUCUAGUCUAAAAAGGUUUGAUGACCAGUAUACUUUAAGAAUGUGUUUCACUGAUGGGAAAACCAAGCAGUCCAGGGAGACGGAGUUUACGAAGUCAGUCGGGGCCUUCUUCGAUCAGAACGGGACGCUGGUGAUGGACCAAUAUGAGAAAUCGGUCUCAAAGCUUCAUGAUACAUUGGCCACAGACAAGAAGACAAAGUAACGUUUAGUAGAAAUGGGCAGCACUGGCCUUCAGUGACUCCGCACAUGCAGUAACGGUGGCUUUAGUGAGUGUUAUCAGAGGUUAGCUUGCAGCUAUAACGUUACAUAAGGUCAGCACAGUGUUCUAUUGCUUCUGUUAAAGAAAUGGUCCAGUUUUCCUUUUUUUUCUUUUUUUUUAAUUCAAGUUCAGUUUAUUCUGGUGUUUCAUUUCAAUGCCCUUAAUAAAAAUUAAGACACUGUUACAA